This is a messenger RNA of Ceraceosorus bombacis, 273 nucleotides long. Lineage: Eukaryota; Fungi; Basidiomycota; Exobasidiomycetes; Ceraceosorales; Ceraceosoraceae. The record is from the annotation of a GenBank genome assembly.
AUGGCACGCAAGAGUCGCAAGAAGGGAAGGGCAAAUGACGGCAGUCAAGAGCCAGGCAGCUCGACCUCCCUUCCACUGACAGAGAAGCAUCACAGAGGUGCCCACAAGGCCUACCAAAACCUGCUGGGCGAGGCUCAAGCACAAGCACGCACAGAGGCUCAGCAAACACUCCACUACGAGUUGGAAGUCGGUCGCGCAGGGCUGAAGCGCAAGCUUGAAGAAGAAGCUGAGACCGGUCGCGCAGAGCUGAAGCGCAAGCUUGGAGGAGAAUAA